AUGCCCGUGCGUGACGUCGCUCUGGGCGCUCUAUCGGGGGCACUCCUCUCGUUGAUGGUAUCCCAAGUGGUGCUCCCUCGUAUUCGUACGCGUCAGUUACGCUCCCAAGCCUCUUGUGGCACAGUGUAUCUCGUGGGUGCCGGUCCGGGCGAUUCCGAAUUGCUCACACUUAAAGCUCGCCGACUGCUUGCUAGUGCGACCGUCGUUGUAGUGGACGACCUGGUGGGGCCUGAAGUGUACGCUCUGAUCCCCAAGGACUGCGAGAUCAUCUACGUAGGCAAGCGAGGGGGCAAGAAGGACUCCGCUAAGCAGGUGGAUAUCGAUGACAUCCUAGUGGACAAGUGUCGCGCUGGACACAUCGUUGUCCGUCUCAAAGGAGGCGAUCCCAUGGUCUUCGGCCGCGUACACUCGGAAAUUCGUACUCUCAUCCGUGCUGAGUGCAGAUUUGAAGUUAUUCCGGGAAUUUCCUCGGCUUUGGCGGUGCCUGCAAUUGCGAAUAUACCAGUGACACACAAGACGCUCAGCACCAGCUUCGUAGUCGUCUCUGGCCACAAACCCGCGGAGAUGGACUUUGCCACACUUGCCAACGUGGAAACAAUUGUGUUGCUGAUGGCAACUCGGACUAUUGGCAAUAUCUGCGACAGUUUGAUCGAAAGUGGCAAGGGCAAGGACACUCCUGUUGCGUUAAUUCACUCAGGUACCAACCCUGACCAGGUUUUGCUACUUGGAACACUACAAGACAUCGCAGCGAAGACCGAUGGUAAGAAAUACUCCCCCGCCAUCAUUGUCAUUGGACAAGUGGCCAAAUACGGAAACUUGCAGGCGUAUCUUGAAGAGUCGGAUGACGAGUCAAUCAACACAGACGUGUAAACCACAAGUUUAAAACUUUUAAACAAUGAAAAUAUCACUGCAUCACUCA
Molecule: messenger RNA, 919 nt
Organism: Phytophthora infestans T30-4
Lineage: Eukaryota; Oomycota; Peronosporomycetes; Peronosporales; Peronosporaceae
Product: tetrapyrrole (Corrin/Porphyrin) Methylase, putative
Exons: 1
Coding region: 1-870 (289 amino acids)
Biological process (GO): siroheme biosynthetic process
Molecular function (GO): uroporphyrin-III C-methyltransferase activity
Source: RefSeq, a predicted model, not a curated record